CCAGCCCUUUAAUCGAUCCCUGAUAACAGGAUACGAUCAGUAACUCGGUGUUUUAUUUUUCAACGCAUGCGCACUACUGGUUCUUCCUUUCCGCUAGCUUCUCAGCCAUGGCGCCUAUUCAGAAGAAGCAGAACACCGGCAAAGGUGGGAAGAAGAAGAAGCAGGUGCUGAAGUUCACUCUGGACUGCACCCAUCCUGUUGAAGAUGGCAUCAUGGACGCUGCUAACUUUGAGCAGUUCCUGCAGGAGCGCAUCAAGGUGAACGGGAAAGCUGGCAACCUGGGCGGGGGCGUGGUGUCCAUCGAGAGGAGCAAGAGCAAGAUCACAGUUUCCUCUGAGGUCCCUUUCUCUAAGAGAUACCUGAAGUAUCUGACAAAGAAGUACCUGAAGAAGAACAAUCUUCGUGACUGGCUGCGCGUCGUCGCCAACACCAAGGAGAGCUACGAGCUACGCUACUUCCAGAUCAAUCAGGAUGAAGAGGAGGAGGAGGAUGAAGAUUAAAUUGGCAUUUUGUAGGUUUAAAUAAAUUUUGUUUACAGUACAAAA
Xiphophorus couchianus (Monterrey platyfish) is the source of this 545-nucleotide messenger RNA. Its product is annotated as 60S ribosomal protein L22. NCBI's taxonomy places the organism in Eukaryota, Metazoa, Chordata, Actinopteri, Cyprinodontiformes, Poeciliidae. Bases 108 to 500 code for a protein of 130 amino acids. The transcript has 4 exons. Gene Ontology annotation, cellular component: ribosome. Gene Ontology annotation, molecular function: RNA binding; structural constituent of ribosome. The record is from RefSeq and is a predicted model, not a curated record. Gene Ontology annotation, biological process: cytoplasmic translation.